Molecule: messenger RNA, 2100 nt
Organism: Branchiostoma belcheri (Belcher's lancelet)
Lineage: Eukaryota; Metazoa; Chordata; Leptocardii; Amphioxiformes; Branchiostomatidae
Product: mitochondrial folate transporter/carrier-like
Exons: 8
Coding region: 236-1195 (319 amino acids)
Biological process (GO): folate import into mitochondrion; nucleotide transport
Cellular component (GO): mitochondrion
Molecular function (GO): FAD transmembrane transporter activity; folic acid transmembrane transporter activity
Source: RefSeq, a predicted model, not a curated record
AUCCAGACUCCUAUUGGUCUAUCGCCCGGGAAGUAUGGGAAAUAUCCAACAUGGCUGCGCCCAUCGUAAAAUUUGCGUAAUCGCAAGUUUUUAUCAAGAAAUUACCAUUUUCCUAUCACUUUCACCUCCGAUCUACCACUUUUCGUCAGUUUUUGAUCAAAGACUACACUAACAACAUCCAGGACAAAAGCUAGGACGAAAUUCGCAGGCGUUUUCGAGAUAAUUUGAGAUUUUGAUGGCGUCCGGCGAUGCUCAAGUGACGCCUGCGGGUCGUCUGAAGUUGUUUCGGCACGUGAAGGGUGAGCAUCUGUUUGCGGGGGUGAGCGGAGGGGUCAUCUCAACACUCGUGCUGCAUCCGCUGGACCUCAUCAAGCUCAGAUUCGCAGUGAGUGAUGGUCUUGCGAGCAGACCGACGUACCAGGGGAUCCUGGACUGUGUCCUGGCCAUCUACAGGGCACGGGGAUUCCCAGGGCUGUAUGCAGGGGUAACACCCAACGUGGUGGGAGCCGGAGCCUCGUGGGGGCUGUACUUCCUAUUCUACAACGCAACCAAGCAGCACUGGCUGGAAUGGCAGGGCAUGCAGCCAAAUGGCAACCUGGGACCAGGCAAACACAUGGUGGCAGCAGCUAAUGCAGGAGUGAUAACACUGGCGUUCACUAACCCUAUCUGGGUGGUGAAGACGCGUCUGUGUCUGCAGUACGAGAACGAGAUGAGGAACGUGGCCGUUGGGAAGCGGUACCGGGGCAUGGCCGACGCACUGGCCAAGAUAUGGAGACACGAGGGCAUGAAGGGGAUGUACAAGGGCUUCGUGCCAGGGUUGCUAGGUGUAUCCCACGGUGCUUUGCAGUUCAUGUCAUACGAGGAGUUGAAAACACAGUACAACUUGUACCGAGGGACACCCAGGGACACUCAUCUGAAUCCCCUGGAGUACCUUACGAUGGCAGCACUGUCCAAAUUGUUCGCUGUGUCCACAACUUACCCAUACCAAGUGGUCAGGGCCAGAUUACAGGACCAACACAACAAGUAUGAUGGGGUUAUUGAUGUAGUUAGGAAAACAUGGAGAGGAGAAGGCAUGGGUGGUUUCUACAAGGGAAUCAUACCCAACCUGCUCAGGGUCACCCCUGCCUGCUGUAUCACGUUUGUCGUCUACGAGAACUUCAUCAACUUCUUCAAGAAACCCAAGGACAGCAGCUGAUAAUGGUGAAAUACUGUGACUUGACAUUAGAAUUUUUUAUUUGGUUAUCAUGCUAUAACCUAACCUUACUGUGUGGUAUAUAUAUAUACAUUUCCUGUCAUGUAGUAUCACGACUUUUCAUUACACUAUGAGUCUUUGACAUAUAUUUGGUUAUCACACUAUUACAUAAAAUAUAUUGUAAUAAAACUUAGAAAUUAUGGCCAUCUAUUGAGUGUGGUAUUUUGAAGUGUAGUAAUAUGUAAUUUACAUUACAGUACAUAUGUAUGCCUGUAUUGAACAAUUGUACAUGUAUGUAUCGUAUGAAGCAAACAUAAGUUGAAAUAGCCAGUGAAGAAGUUACUGGCACAGGAUAUAUUACUCUCAGAACUUGUCGUGCUUUACCUUUACAUUUUGCACUAAUAUUUACAUAUAUUACGAUGAAAGAAAAUUAUUGCAUUUCUGUUCGUGGAAGGUUGGGGUCUUAUUUGGGAAUAGGUGGUGUUUGGUGAGAUGAUGUAUGUUACGAAGAGGGUUCCCUUCUAGGCAAGCCAUUUUGUACAUGCGUAUACAGAGUUGGGUAAUGCAAUAGUGUGGUAUAGGCACGAAAUCAUGCAUCCUGGCAAAAUAUGACGAUAUGACUAUGCUUGAGCAGUAUAUAUAUACUUAACAUGACAUUUAGUUGCAAUUUUGUGACCUUAACAGGCUGUUUAUAGAUAGGUUCUAUUUUUAACUUGAUAAGUAAAGGAGAUGUUCUAACAAUUUGAGUUAGCAAACAGAUCAGAAUAUGGUGUGUGUUCGAGUAAGGUAGAAGUUAGAAGUAACAUGAAGUACAUGUACUUCAAGUCAGAUUAGGUGAUAUGGGAAUGGACAAUGGAAUAUUUCAGACAUGCCAAUUUUAUUUGCAAUUUUAAGUAAUAAAGUCUAUA